Molecule: messenger RNA, 2602 nt
Organism: Cydia strobilella
Lineage: Eukaryota; Metazoa; Arthropoda; Insecta; Lepidoptera; Tortricidae
Gene: Slbp
Product: histone RNA hairpin-binding protein
Exons: 5
Coding region: 223-738 (171 amino acids)
Biological process (GO): mRNA transport; mRNA 3'-end processing by stem-loop binding and cleavage
Cellular component (GO): histone pre-mRNA 3'end processing complex; cytoplasm
Molecular function (GO): histone pre-mRNA stem-loop binding; mRNA binding
Source: RefSeq, a predicted model, not a curated record
GUGCUUGUGGGAGUGCGCGCGUUUUCUCGAUUGUCAGUGUCAAGUCAAGAAAUUCAUAUCGUUUUAGUUUCUAUUUUAUUAUUUGGAUUUGUAAUUAAAUAUGCAAUUAAUACAAGUUUAACUAUCUUUAACCUACUUUUCAAACUAUCACUGUGUUAUCUCUUAAAUAUCACAGUGAAUACCUAAUACCGAUCUUCGUUUUAAAAUAAUUAUCACUCAAUAAUGAGUAACUCCGCAAUAGAUAAUACUUGGACUAAAGAUUUAAGAGAAACUCUCAAUGACAAACGCAAAGCAACAAAAGAAAGGGUAUUGUCACAGUCGGACAGCAGCAGAGAAAAUUCACGCAGUAGGAAAAGGGCAAAACCCAAUGAGAAAGCAGGCGCUGAAACAAGAGCAAGUAAACCAAAGAAGCCUGUUGAACUAGAGACUGACCCAUUAAUGUUGCAAAGAAGACAGAAACAAAUUGACUAUGGAAAAAACACAACUGGCUACCAUAACUAUUUGCAGCAUGUACCCCUAGACAAGCGCACUAAGGAUGACCCAAAGACCCCUGAUAAAUAUUCAAAAUACAGCCGCAGGUCAUGGGACCAAUUGAUCAAGAUAUGGAGGUUGAAGUUACAUGAGUAUGAUACUGAUGGAGCCAAGUCAAUCACUGGGUCUAACUCUGGCUCUGUUGCUGGUUCCACUACUUAUUCUGAUGAAGAAGAUGAGGAAGAGGGUCAUAAUGAUGAGCAAUAGAUAUUUUAGUUGUAAUUAGGCAUAGUAGUUCUUAUAACACUAUACAAUAUCUGCAAGACAUGCUGUUGAAAUACAGGAUGUAUUCCCAUUUGUCCCUGCUGGGCACAGAUGGGAAUAGUUGCAUUCAUACGAAAUGAAAUGAAUGAGAAAAUAUGCCGAAUACUGAAUAUUAAUUCAGCCACAGAUUAAUAAAUAGUGAUUCAGCCCAUCUCUAGAAUACACCAAGUUCAGGUGAAUCCAGAUCUGGCUCUUGCACUGCACACAGCAUAAGGUACAUUCUACAUGCAUAAGAGUAAUUUGCCAAUUUUGUACUAGACUAGUAGCAUUUCGCCAGAUCUGGUUGCACAUUCAAGAUCAAAAAUGCACCUACAUGUCUCAAAGCCAUUAUUGACAUCGUUAAAUGUUUGUUUCAUUGCUAUAGCUAUUCAUAACUUAGUUAUGUUUGGUUAUAACUAUCUAGACUAGAGGUAUACAAAGACAAACAUGACAUGACACACUGUCCUGUGACCUGUUUAUGCACACAAUAUUGUACUGCUUAUAUUACAUGAUAAGCAGGACUUUAUUGUUGGCUGGUGCUGCUCCCAUAAAUUAACUGUGCACCUCUUACAACAGCAAGCAAGAGUGAACAGAACAUAACUACUAUUACCUUUUUAACCUCUCAUGAACAUGGAUCCAUGCAAUAAGUAUUAAUUUAAUAUUUUUUUUAUUUAAUUAAAGCUUAAUACCUACUAAGGCUACUAACAUGGAUAUGAAAGGAAUACACUUGAAGAGUGAAGGGGGAAAACAAUGACGGACUAUUUUACCAUGUUAGGAUACAGAACAGUUUUUAACUUUGCAUAGAAAUUAGUAAACGAGUUGGAUUACCUAACCUAUUUCGUAAAUUUAUUUAAAAAUAACUUGUUUCAAAUUUUAGGUAUCUAUGUCAAACGGUCUCUGAGAAAAACGCAUUUAACUGAUUUGCAAGACCGAGUGAUCCCAUAAGUGUUCCGUUUGUCAAAAAAAGUUUUGCACGGAACACUAAAAAUGGGCUCUUAUUAUUUAUUUAAGUUAUUCAAUAUUAUUGACAUAUUUUUUGUAACAAUUAGGUGCAUUUAGACAACUUCAUUUCUUGUACAGAAAUAUGAAAUCUUCGAUGACCUAAGGAAGAUAUGGGGGUAGGGCACAUUACUUGGUUAUUGGCCCUAGGACCAAAAUAUAGGUUAUUCUAGUGUCCGACCGAAAUCGGAUUUUUUGCCGAAACGUGAGAGUUCGGUUUUGCUAUUUUCGGCCGAAACCAAAACUGGUUGGACAUUAGUUUAUUCUACCUAUGUUUGACAGAUUUUCGCCUCUGUAGCUCUGAAUACAGUAACAAAUAUACCUAUCUUUAUAGAGAAUAAGUGCCUACAAUGGCUAUAAUGCUGUUUACCCUAGUAGUAAGCUAUAUGUAUUUGAUAUGACUGAUAUUUAUGUUUCAUAAGAAUUAGUUAUUUGAUAAAAAAAAUGUAAAUCCUGUUGAUUUAAAAAAAUGCUUGUCAUAUCAUAUUGUCAAUGUAUAGAAAAUUGUGUUUUACUUGGCAGCAAUAGUUCGAUUUUGGAAUAUUAUGUCGCUUGCUCAAGUCUCAAUUUAAGCAUAAGGAGUAAACAACCAUUUUGCUUCCUUGCAUAAUGGAAAACUUUACCAUGGGUACACGGUAACAAAGCGGAUGAACCACUGAUGAAUGAUGACCGUGUUAUUAGUUAUCCUAAUUAUGCUACAAAAUGAUGAUUUUUGUAUUGUCAUAUAUGGGUAUAAUCAUGCUACCCUAACUAGGUACUUGAAGUAUUUACAUAUUAUUAGUGGUAUAAACUGAUGUAAAACUACGUUCUAAUAAAACAAAUUAUGCAA